This is a messenger RNA of Oncorhynchus nerka (sockeye salmon), 933 nucleotides long. RefSeq lists its product as uncharacterized. The transcript has a single exon. Gene Ontology annotation, molecular function: GTP binding. NCBI's taxonomy places the organism in Eukaryota, Metazoa, Chordata, Actinopteri, Salmoniformes, Salmonidae. The annotation marks the transcript as partial. The record is from RefSeq and is a predicted model, not a curated record.
UUCCUCACAAAAUCCCAGAAGGUGGAAAAGGGCAAACCCUCAAUCCACUGGCUGAAUCUGGAACAGAAGUUUGGUGUAAGUGACAGUUUUGACCAGUACACAUUUGGGAGGAAAGUUGAGCAAGGGAAUAACAAGGUGAUAUUGCUUCUGGGGGCCACAGGUGCAGGAAAAACAACUCUGGUCAAUGCCAUGAUAAACUACAUCCUCGGGGUAAAGUGGGAAGAUUGUUACCUCUUUAAGCUCAUCCAUGAGGUGACCAACAGGUCCCAGGCUGAGAGCCAGACUGUGGUUGUGACAUCAUACGAGCUCUACAACCAGCCAGGCUUUCAGAUUCCUUAUUCUCUGACUGUCAUUGACACACCAGGGUUCGGAGACACCAGAGGAAUGGCUCAUGAUAAAUUGCUCAUCCAGAUGUUGAAGGAUUUCUUGUGUAACCCUUUAGGGAUUAAUCACAUUGAUGCAGUCUGCUUUGUAGUGCAGGCACCACUUGUUCGUCUCAGUCCUUCCCAGAGAUACAUCUUUGAUUCCAUCCUGUCCAUCUUUGGAAAGGAUGUUGCUGAAAACAUCCUGAUGCUUGUGACAUUUGUUGAUGGGAAGCACAUACCGGUGCUAGAGGCCAUCAAUGCUGCAAAUCUGCCCUGUAAGAAAGAUAAGAAGGGGCUACCAACCCAUUUCAAAUUCAACAGUUCAUUUCUGUUCUCAAAGGAGACAGAGAGCAGCUCUGAAGAGGAUGAUUCUGAUGAUGAUCAUAAGGCCCAGUGUCCAGAGCAAUGGAGGUCAACUUUCAAGGAGAUGAAGAAAUUUUUCCAAGCACUGGAAAGCAUUGAGAGUAAAGAUGUGACCCUGACAAUGAAAGUUCUGGAAGAACGUGAGCUUCUGGAGAAGACCAUGACACGCCUGACCCUCAGAUCACAGCAGGUCUGUCAAAGCUAA